Hemicordylus capensis (graceful crag lizard) is the source of this 1413-nucleotide messenger RNA. RefSeq names its product sulfotransferase family 1C member 4 (gene SULT1C4). Gene Ontology annotation, molecular function: sulfotransferase activity. NCBI's taxonomy places the organism in Eukaryota, Metazoa, Chordata, Lepidosauria, Squamata, Cordylidae. The transcript is spliced from 7 exons. The coding region runs from base 282 to 1349 and encodes 355 amino acids. Gene Ontology annotation, biological process: sulfation. The record is from RefSeq and is a predicted model, not a curated record. Gene Ontology annotation, cellular component: cytoplasm.
AGUUCUUCACACUACUAUGUCUAAAGUCCCCGGUGAGAGAUAAGAUUAGUACACCCUGAAUUUGUGUCAUUUGUGGAGAUUUCCAAGGACCUGGAUUUUCCUCAUAGCUUUGCAGUUCAGCUAUCAAUCCCUUGUGUAUAGUGUGGACGAACACAAUUUCUUCACAAAGCAAAGACAUUCACUGGACAGAAAAGUGGGCAAGGAAUCUUGGCAAGUACACUUCAGUUGUGUUGAGAUCUCAACACUUCUUGAAGCAUUGGUUCAUUAUUCUCUUGGAAAAGAUGAAUGAGACGAAGGUGGACUGGGAAGUGAGACGCUAUGAAGUUGGUGAGGUGGAAGGGAUUCCUCUUACAAAGAUAAUUUGUGACAAGUGGGAUAAAAUCUGGGCUUUCCAAGCCAAGCCUGAUGACCUGCUCAUAUCAACCUAUGCAAAGGCAGGUACAACAUGGAUACAGGAAAUUGUAGAUAUGAUCCAACAUGAUGGAGACCUCGAGAAAUGCAAACGUGCUUCCACUUAUGAGCGACACCCUUUUAUUGAAUGGGUCUUCCAUGAAAAUUCACCUACUGGCCUGGAUCUAGCAGAAGCAAUGCCCUCACCAAGAACACUGAAAACUCAUCUUCCUGUACAGCUGGUGCCUCCAUCAUUUUGGGAGCAAAACUGUAAGAUAAUCUACGUGGCAAGAAAUGCUAAAGACAACGUAGUAUCUUACUAUCACUUCCACAGAAUGAAUCAAAUUAUGCCUGAGCCAGGGACAUGGGAAGAGUUUUUUGAAAAAUAUGUAACUGGAAAAGUGCUCUGGGGCUCCUGGUAUGAUCAUGUAAAAGGAUGGUGGGAUGCAAAAGAUAAUCACCGUAUUCUCUACCUUUUCUUUGAAGAUAUAAAAGAGAAUCCAAGGCGUGAAAUCCAAAAGGUGCUGCAGUUCCUGGGAAAGCAUCUGGAAAAGGAAGUUCUAGAUAAGAUCAUCCAUCACACACAAUUUGAGGUCAUGAGACGUAAUCCCAUGGCAAACUAUACAUUUUUGCCUCCAGAAAUACUGGAUCAUUCAAUCUCCCCAUUCAUGAGAAAAGGUGCUGCUGUGUUUAGUUUUAAUUGUUUUUCAGCAUUUGAUCUUCCCUUCUCAUCUAAUAUCUUCCAAAUAAGUAGUGUAGGAAAAGUAGGUUUUAAGCUCAGAAGUGAAACUGAAGAGCUCUUUCAAAUGGUAACCAAUUAUCUUGCUUUGGUUUUCCUUGCUCUAGGAACGGUUGGAGACUGGAAGAACUAUUUUACUGUGGCCCAAAAUGAGAGAUUUGAUGAAGAAUAUAAGCAGAAGAUGGCAGGAACUUCUUUGACUUUCCGCAUGGAGCUUUAAAGAGGAACAAUUGAUUCUUUGCAUCUUCUUGGCAUUUUUCCAUCAAUAAAAUUCUCAUUAAUUA